Molecule: messenger RNA, 1528 nt
Organism: Macadamia integrifolia
Lineage: Eukaryota; Viridiplantae; Streptophyta; Magnoliopsida; Proteales; Proteaceae
Product: ADP-ribosylation factor GTPase-activating protein AGD12-like
Exons: 7
Coding region: 529-1428 (299 amino acids)
Molecular function (GO): phospholipid binding; GTPase activator activity
Source: RefSeq, a predicted model, not a curated record
GUUGGGGCAUAUAGUUCUUCUCUGCAUCUAUGUUCCGCGGUUAUGUUACUUUUAUUUCUAUCAAUACAAACUUAAUGGUUUAUUUUGAUAUAACUCAAUCACUGCUUUCCUGGAGAAUCUUGCUGAAUGAAUAGUUUCUUUGAUAUGUCAAUGACUGAGGUAUAUUGUCUUACCAAUUUGGUAAUCAUAUUUCUUUGAAUCCUUAAUAGAUAAAACCUUUUCAUAUGCCAAAGAUCAUGUUUAUAGAGUACUUAUUACAUAGGCCUCUAUCUCCUGAGAGGGUAUGCCUUGCAUGUCCCAUGAUUUGUUAUCCUUUUAAUGGAAAGUUACUUAUGCCAAAAGGAGUUUAAUUAUCAAAAUCUAUUGCGACUUCUCAGAUGGGAGAUAUAAUAUUACGAAUGACCCAGAAUAAAGAUGGGGAAAACGAAGAUUUAGAGUGGAUGGCUAUGGUCAUUCCAAUAGGCUGGUUUCUGCUUAGAUCUCCAAGGCAGUGAGUGGUAGAGUCUUGGUACACAAUGCGAGCCCAUAAUGUUCCUUAUUGGUGCUGUUUUUCAGAGGUCAGCGAAUAUUGGAGUAUUUAUAUGCUUAAAAUGCUGUGGUGUGCACAGAAGUCUUGGAACACACAUCUCAAAGGUUUUGUCCGUGACAUUGGAUGAGUGGACUGAUGAUGAAAUUAACUCUAUGAUUGAGGUUGGUGGGAAUUCUUCCGCUAAUGAAAUCUAUGAAGCUUUUAUUCCGGAAGGAUUCUCGAAGCCCGGACCAGAUUCUAGUCAUGAGGAACGUAUGAAGUUCAUCAGGUCUAAAUACGAACUUCAGGAAUUUCUGAAACAUAGUCUGCGGAUUGUCUCAGUUUCUGGAAGGAGUUCUCUUCAAUCUAGCCUUUCUCAAAAGAUAUUGGAUAGCUUUGGAAGCUCAAACUCAUCAAGUAAAAUGGAGGGCAUGGUGGAAUUUAUAGGAAUUCUAAAAGUUAAAGUUAUAAAAGGCACAAAUUUGGCUGUCAGAGAUCUACUAACAAGUGAUCCUUACGUUGUCCUCACUCUUGGACAGCAGACAGUCCAGACACAAGUGAAAAAGAGCAAUUUGAAUCCAGUGUGGAAUGAGGAGCUCAUGCUUUCAGUUCCUCAAAACUUUGGGGCUCUGAAGCUGAAAGUAUAUGAUCACGACACUUUUUCAGCUGAUGACAUAAUGGGGGAAGCCGAGGUUGACCUUCAGCCACUGAUCACCUCUGCAAUGGCAUUUGAAGAUUCAACCAUGUUUGCAAACAUGCAGAUUGGAAAGUGGUUGAAAUCAUAUGACAAUGCUCUUAUCGAAGACAGCAUCAUCAACAUCGUGGAUGGGAAAGUGAAACAAGAGGUGUUGCUGAAGCUUCAGAAUGUGGAAUCUGGAGACGUAGAAUUAGAACUUGAAUGGAUACCUCUAGACCAAUAGUUUUGUCAAGAUUUUUCUUCCACAUUACUGUUUAUAAAUCUCUGAUGUAGUAAUUGCAUUGUAUGAUUUUAUCUUAAUAAAGCCUUUUUUUUAUUGUGUA